Messenger RNA from Cylindrotheca closterium, 1845 nucleotides. The record is from the annotation of a GenBank genome assembly. Lineage: Eukaryota; Bacillariophyta; Bacillariophyceae; Bacillariales; Bacillariaceae.
AUGACAGUGUUACCGGGAAGGUCCAAUAAUGGAGGCACAAGUGCUUGGCAAGCCUUUAUUUCCUUACUCAAAGGCUACGUGGGUCCAGGGUGUCUCUCACUGCCAUGGGCCAUUUCGCAACUGGGGAUUCCGUUUGGUGCCAUUAGUGUGUUUGUGGUCAGCUAUUGGACGUCCAUGAACAUUUGGCACGUGGUGGAACUCAAGCGAAUGUAUCAAGAAGAAUUGGAAGCAUCAGCGGCAACUACUGCAAAUAAUGAACCUCAUGGUCCUUCCGAUGCCGCAGUGGACAGUAAUGGUGAUAGUACUACUAAUACUACUACUACUACUACUACUACUUCGACUACACUACAACUACAGCAACAAGAGCAACAAGACCACAACGAUCCCGAAACUACCCAUGAUGCCUUUGGCACACAACCGUCUUCGAUCAUUAUUACCUACCCAGAUGUUGGUCAUUGGCUGUACGGCAAACGAUUUGCCCAAUUCUUGACGUCCAUGAUUUGCGUCCAGCAAUUGGCGGUUUGUACCGUCUUUUUGAGUUUUAUUGGUGAAAAUUUGGGUGCUGCCUUGGAACAAUUGUUAGGGGAAAAGCUGGAUCAUACUCUCGUCAUUACCUUUGUUCUGCCCUGUGCUCUGCUCUUGACUACCUCUCUGUCGAAUCUCAAGGUGUUGGCACCCGUCAUGACGUUGGCGACGUUGGCAUUGUUUGCAGGCUUUGCAGUAUUGUUUGUCUUGGUAUUCCAAGCGUGGCCUCAACGACCCCAGCCAUAUUUGACGGAAAUUCAAGAUUGGGGCAACCUUCCACUGGCAAUCUGUGCCAUUUUGUUUAGUUUUGAAGGGAUUUGUCUCAUCUUGCCAAUUGAAACAAGCAUGACUUAUGGAAAAGAACAAUUUGGAUUGGUCUUUUGCAGUGCCAUGGCCGCUUCCGCCCUUAUUUUUGCUUCGGUGGCAUCCUUUUGCGUCAUGGCCUUUGGACGAGUGUCGUCAGGUAGUAUUACAGCCUUUUUGGUGCAACAACAACAACAACAACAGCACGGAGAAGAAAAGGAGGAAAACCUGCAGAUUCUAAACAUGGCCAAUCUAUUGGUGAGCCUGGCGGUCUUGCUCACGUACCCACUCCAGCUCUUUCCAUCCUACGAGUUGGUCGGUCCAUCCGUGGCCAAAUAUUUCACCAAGGGGAGCAGGACAAGAACGUCCACAAUAAUAGACGAUGAAACGGAAGAAAAUGGAUAUGUCGCAGCCAAUUCUGACGACGAAGGCGGGAUCGAUGCCUUGACAGACCGAUUGUCCUCCAGCGUUGAACUAUCACCUGCAGAAAGGCCGUUUUCGGACGAGGAUGAUGAUAUGGAACAAGCUGCAGUAGCAAGACGGAGCUCCGAAGAGAUUCCAAUUGCAGCCACGUUGAAUUUACAGGAUGCAACGACACAUCCGGAGACGAGCUAUUGGAACUACUAUGGGACGUCCUAUGGAGAUACUCCGGCAGUUCGAAUUGGACUGGUGUUCAUCACGUACAGCUUUGCCAUUGUGGUGCCAAACGUUCAGUUACUAGUAAGUUUGGCUGGAGCCGUGAGUGGGAGUGCAACUGGUCUAUUGGUACCACCCCUGUUACAACUGGCUCAUUGGAAAAAGAAAGAACAACAAGAACGACAACGACAGCUGGAAGAAGAGGAGGAGUCAUCAUCGACACCGCCACCGCCACCACAGCAUGUUGCCUAUGGAUCUUGGUACUACCAACGACGACGGAUGCAAUGUUACAUCUUGUUCAUGAUGGGAUGCCUUGUCUUGGUGAUAGGGACGGUAUCAGCGCUGUGGGACAUCAUCAAGGUCUAUCGAGGCGUUGGUUGA